Messenger RNA from Bactrocera latifrons, 1636 nucleotides. Its product is annotated as trimeric intracellular cation channel type B-B. Gene Ontology annotation, cellular component: membrane. The record is from RefSeq and is a predicted model, not a curated record. Bases 122 to 952 code for a protein of 276 amino acids. Gene Ontology annotation, biological process: potassium ion transmembrane transport. The transcript has 4 exons. Lineage: Eukaryota; Metazoa; Arthropoda; Insecta; Diptera; Tephritidae. Gene Ontology annotation, molecular function: potassium channel activity; identical protein binding.
UUGAAAACAAAACUGCUGACUUGGAAGCACUCAAAUUAUUGUUGCAUAGGUUUUGUGUUGUGAAUUGGUGCGCCGAAGAUAAAGUGAACGCUUGAAGGGGAUUAGAAAUUUCGUCGACAAAAUGGAUCCAGAAGCAUUCUUGGAUAUGGCCAAUCAGGUCAUAAAGUUGAAAAUGUUUCCUUACUUUGACAUUGCACACAGUCUGCUUGCCGCACUAGCUGUUAGAGAAGAUCUAGGUUCGAAUGCACAAUCAUUUUCACGUAAACAUCCGCUUGCAUGUUGGCUAUCUACGAUGCUUGUAAUUUUCUCCGGAGGCAUGGUAGCUAAUGCACUGCUUGGUGAACCUAUAUUGGCCCCUCUGAAAAACACACCACAAUUAUUCGUUGGCACAGUUGUAUGGUACUUGGUUUUCUACACACCCUUUGAUAUCGGUUAUAAAAUUGGCAAGUUCCUCCCAAUUAAAGUAGUUGCUAGUGCAAUGAAAGAGAUUUACCGUGCAAAGAAAGUUUAUGAUGGUGUCUCCCACGCUGCUAAGUUGUACCCAAACGCCUGGAUAAUUAUGAUUAUAAUUGGAACAUUGAAGGGCAACGGUGCUGGAUUCACUAAACUUUUAGAAAGACUGAUUCGAGGAGCCUGGACACCGACAGCUAUGGAAUUCAUGCAGCCUUCAUUCUACACCAAAGCUUCUUUGUUAGCUUCAAUAAUAUUUGUACUGGAUAAGAAGACAGACUGGAUUUCAGCGCCCCAUGCUUUAGUUUACUUCGGUAUUGUUAUAUUCCUGGUAUACUUCAAGCUAUCUUCAAUUCUUUUGGGUAUACAUGAUCCUUUCCUACCAUUCGAAAAUCUGUCCUGUGCAAUAUUCUUCGGCGGCAUUUGGGAUAGCUUAGCAAAAAUUUUGGGACGUGGUCAAGCAAAAGAAGGUGAAGUAAAAGAAAGCAAAAAGAGCAAUUAAAAGGCCGAUACGCAGUGGCUUUGUCGAAAAUUGAAAAGACGUUAAAAUGUGGUUUGAAAUAUAUAACAUCCAAAAACAGCAACAACAACACAACGACCUUUUUUCGAAAAGAUGAUAUUAACGUAAACGAUUUUCCUCUUUUUGUAAUUUUGUUUUGACCACCGUACAGUUUUACUACAAUUGAAUAUUUUUCAUUUUGAAAACAAAAAUGUCCUAAGCAAUGUAUUCUAGUCACUUUUAUACCAUAGUGCUCAAAAUGAAACGCAAAAGUGAACCAUAAAGUCAUUCUUGUGAUUGAACAACAAGUGGGUGUGCUUGCUCAAUGAUGAAUUUGACUUCUUGCAAAAGCGUUUGUAUUGGAGGUUAAUUAUUAUAUUGUUGAUUUUAGUAAUUUAUUUUUUUUAUUAUUAUUUUCGUAAAUAUCAGUAACGGGCAGAAAUACAUUUAAUUACAAAUGACUUCGAAAUUUAACAUUAGCAUUAAUGAUUAUAUGCUAAGAUCUUGCCAAAUUUAAUUUAAAACCAUCGUACGUACGUUUGUAUAUAUUUAAGAAGUACGAGGAGAAAAUAAACAAUAAGCUUUAUAUCCGAUAUUGUCACGAGAAAGACUUCUCGAUGUUAAAUAUAUUUAAAGUAAUUUUACAACAAAAAAUUAAAAUAAAACAAUACCUUUGAGAUACCAAAA